Messenger RNA from Plectropomus leopardus (leopard coralgrouper), 591 nucleotides. NCBI's taxonomy places the organism in Eukaryota, Metazoa, Chordata, Actinopteri, Perciformes, Serranidae. The record is from RefSeq and is a predicted model, not a curated record.
CAGCUCCGCCAGUUUUACACAAACAGGCGAGCAGCAGGAGGCCGCAGCCCGAAAUAUAUUCAGACGCAGGAAAACACUCUGACAACAAAAACAGGAAAUAUUAACACACAGAAAGAGGAGAGUCUGAGUCAGGAGACAGGCUCAGCUGCAGUGGAACUGAGUACAUUUACUCAAGUAUUUCAGCACACAUUCAAGGACCCCAAACCGUCCUCCGUCCAGCCUGCGAGGGGUCCAGCAGCCGGAGGGACCGUGAUCACCAUCAGAGGACAGGACCUGGACACCGCCUCCAAGGACGAUGUCUCCGUCAGGGUGGGCACCGUCCCCUGUGAAGUGAUGGAGUUCGGCUCUCAGAUCACCUGUAAGACCGGCAAGUACCCGGGACAGAAGGUCCCCUCUGACCCGUUAACGGUGAGGGUGAGUUACGGCAGAAACACCACCAAGGACGUCCUGGCUGCGUACCAAUACUCUGAGAACCCCAAAAUCACAGAUUAUUACCCCAGAGACAGCUUCCAGUGGUGAGUCAGCUGUUUUUAUAUUUCAGAGAAGUAAAACACUGAAAUUAAAAUACUAAAAUCAUUUUCUAAAUCUACU